Fusarium sp. VM40 is the source of this 2124-nucleotide messenger RNA. The record is from the annotation of a GenBank genome assembly. Lineage: Eukaryota; Fungi; Ascomycota; Sordariomycetes; Hypocreales; Nectriaceae.
AUGGCCGCAAUUGUCGAAAACUCUUCCAAUUCCCUGGACCCCAAUCGCUCAGGCGGCGCUGCUGGUGACAUUCCUAACGAUGGUACAGGUGUCGUCAAGCUCGAUCCUUGGCUGGAGCCUUUCAGCGAAGCUUUAAAAAGACGCUAUUCCAAGACCCAAGAUUGGAUCAAGACCAUUAACGAUACCGAAGGUGGUCUUGAGAAGUUCAGCAGAGGUGCUGAGAAGUUCGGCUUCAAUGUCGAUUCUAACAACAACAUUGUGUACCGCGAGUGGGCGCCUAAUGCCACCGCCGCGUUCCUGAUCGGCGACUUUAACGGUUGGGAUCGUAGCGCUCAUCCCAUGAAGAAGAACGAUUAUGGUGUCUUCGAGCUCACUAUUCCUGCCCAGAAUGGCCAGGCCGCUAUUCCUCACAACUCGAAACUCAAGAUCUCUCUUGACUUGCCUAACGGCGAACAUAUCGAUCGACUCCCAGCUUGGAUCAAGUACGUGACACAGGACCUGUCCGUGUCUCCCGCAUACGAUGCCCGUUUCUGGAACCCUCCAACCUCCGAGACCUACAAGUUCAAGAACUCCAGACCUAAGAAGCCCUCAAGUGCCCGUGUAUACGAGGCGCACGUCGGUAUCUCCAGCCCAGAACAGCGGGUUGCGACUUACAAGGAGUUCACUAAGAACAUGCUCCCCCGAAUUAAGAACCUGGGAUAUAAUGUGAUUCAAUUGAUGGCUGUCAUGGAGCAUGCCUACUAUGCCAGUUUUGGAUACCAGAUCAACAACUUCUUCGCAGCUAGCAGUCGAUAUGGAACUCCUGAAGACCUCAAGGAGCUCAUUGAUACCGCUCACGGCCUUGGUAUCACCAUGCUGCUCGACGUAGUCCACAGCCACGCCUCCAAGAACGUGCUUGAUGGUAUCAACGAGUUUGACGGUACUGACCACCAAUACUUUCACGGUGGUGGCAAGGGCCGACAUGAUCAGUGGGACAGUCGUCUGUUCAACUACGGACACCAUGAGGUGAUAAGGUUCUUGUUGAGUAACCUGCGCUUCUGGAUGGACGAGUAUCAAUUUGAUGGAUUCCGAUUUGACGGAGUCACCAGCAUGCUUUACACUCACCACGGCAUGGGGACGGGUUUCUCUGGUGGUUACCAUGAGUACUUUGGCGCAGAUGUUGACGAGGAAGCUGUCGUUUACAUGAUGUUGGCGAAUGAAUUGCUGCACGAGCUUUACCCAGAAGUCAUUACCAUUGCUGAGGAUGUCUCUGGUAUGCCCGCACUUUGCUUACCUCUAUCACUUGGAGGUGUAGGCUUUGACUACCGACUUGCCAUGGCGAUUCCUGAUAUGUGGAUCAAGAUUCUGAAGGAGGUUCAGGAUGAUGAAUGGGAUAUUGGUAACAUCUGCCAUACUCUAACCAAUCGCAGACAUGGCGAGAAGACAAUCGCCUAUGCUGAGAGUCACGACCAAGCGCUUGUUGGUGACAAGACACUCAUGAUGCACCUUUGUGACGCGGAGAUGUAUACCAAUAUGUCAACACUUUCGCCUUUGACUGCUGUCAUUGAUCGCGGUAUGGCUCUACACAAGAUGAUCAGGCUGAUCACACAUGCUCUUGGAGGAGAGGGAUACCUUAACUUUGAGGGUAAUGAGUUUGGUCAUCCUGAGUGGCUCGACUUCCCUCGAGAAGGCAACAACAAUUCUUUCUGGUACGCUCGACGACAGCUCAACCUAACUGACGAUCCCCUCCUCCGAUAUAAGUUUCUCGAUCACUUUGACCGUUUGAUGAACCAGGCGGAAGCCAAGUUUGGCUGGCUGCAUGCGCCCCAGGCGUACAUCUCACUGAAGCACGAGGGCGACAAGGUUAUUGUCUUCGAGCGAGCUGGACUGGUCUUUGUCUUCAAUUUCCACCCAACCAACAGCUUCAGUGACUACCGUAUCGGAGUCGAUGUCGCAGGAACAUACCGCGCGAUUCUCAACACAGAUGGCAAGGAUGUCGGCGGUCACAGCCGUAUCGAUGAGAACACUAGGUUCUUCACCACCCCCAUGGAAUGGAAUGGCAGACAAAACUGGACUCACAUCUACAUUCCCUGCCGAACUGCUCUGGUUCUGGCGUUGGAGUCUACAAUCUCUCAGAACUCGUAA